GAGCUGGUGGGGAGUAAUCCUCCACAGAGAAACUGGAAAGGAAUUGCAAUUGCCUUACUUGUUAUUCUCGUUAUCUGCUCCCUGAUUGUCACCUCUGUUAUACUCCUGACGCCAGUGGAAGAUAACAGCUUGUCUCAGAAGAAGAAGAUAACGGUGGACGAUCUGUUCAGUGCUGAUUUCAAAAUUCACGACCCGGAGGCUAAAUGGAUAUCUGAUCAUGAAUUCAUUUAUAGAAACCAGAAUGGCACUGUGAUUCUGAGGAAUGUUGAAACUAACAAUUCAACAGUAUUAAUAGAAAACAAAAAAAUUGUCUCCUUAAAAGCUCUUCGAUAUGAAGUUUCACCUGACCGGGAAUAUGCCCUUUUUGCAUUUAAUGUUGAACCAGUGUAUCAGCAUUCAUAUACAGCGUAUUAUGUCCUCAGCAAAAUACCUCAUGGCCUUCUUGCAACUUUUGCUGAAGAUUCAGGGGUGAAACUUCUAUGGAUCUUGGCCACAUUUGGAUUUGAUGGCCAUGGUUAUGGAGCUGCUUUGGGGUUUUCACAGGGGGCACGCUAUGCUCUGCAGUUUUGCUUCCCCAGAGAUGAGGACCUGGAGGUGCAGGGCGAUGUUUGGGUUCGGCUCAUCAGCUUUCCCGUGUGCCACCCAUUUUCUCCUGCCUUUCCCCAAAAGAAGCUGCUGCUGAUGCUGGGUGCCAUCUAG
Molecule: messenger RNA, 699 nt
Organism: Tinamus guttatus (white-throated tinamou)
Lineage: Eukaryota; Metazoa; Chordata; Aves; Tinamiformes; Tinamidae
Source: RefSeq, a predicted model, not a curated record